Messenger RNA from Vicia villosa (hairy vetch), 1004 nucleotides. RefSeq lists its product as uncharacterized. NCBI's taxonomy places the organism in Eukaryota, Viridiplantae, Streptophyta, Magnoliopsida, Fabales, Fabaceae. The record is from RefSeq and is a predicted model, not a curated record. The coding region runs from base 89 to 688 and encodes 199 amino acids. The transcript has a single exon.
GUUUUUGUCAUACACAAGAGAUUUCAAACUUACAAUAUAAACACACUAUUUUAGGUAACAAAUUAAAACAACACUGAAAUUUAUCAAAAUGGGGAAUUGUUCUUUCAAGGAUACAACUGGAGAAUGCCAUCACUCUAUCCGAAUUCUAACCGACACCGGUACUAUUUUACAGUUCAAAGGUCCUAAAACAGUUGCACAAAUCCUCGACAGUUACCGCGGUUAUGGUGUCUUUCGCCAAGGCCAUGCGUCUUUACCGUUGCAAGAGAAAGAGAGUUUAAGCUAUGGUUUUCUCUAUUAUCUUCUUCCACUGAAGGAUGAUGACCAAAAGGCUAUGAGUGAUGAAAGAGUAAAGAACUCGGUGCGCGUUGCAGCGUGUGAUUAUAUGGAGAAUAAUGGCUCUGCUGUUGAAGUGUUGCCGUAUUCAGUUAAGAAUGGUGUAUGGAAGGUGAAGUUGGUGAUUGAUACAAAACAUUUAGAGGAGAUUUUGUCGGAACAAGUGAAUACUGGUGCAUUGAUUGAGAAGAUGAGAAUGGCUGCAACUGCAUAUUCUACUAGUAGUCCUACAAGGAGCAGAAGCAUGAGCGCUUGGAAAGUGGGAUGGAAACCAACAUUGUUUGGAAAGAUUACGAAAAGUGCUGUUGUUGCUGCUGCUGCAGAAGGAUCAAUUUUGGAUUUGGACUCUUGUUAAGAAAAGGAUAUCUGGUUUAUGUUUAUGAUUUCAAGAAUGAGAUUAUGAUAAUGUUGAAUUGUAAGUGUUAGGUUUUCCCUAACUAUAAGGUCCAUAGAGGACUUGAUUAAAUAUGUUUAGAAAUUCUAGGAAUAUAUUUGGAUGACUAGUCCAAAUAUUGGUCAUAUAUGCAAUUAAUGUAAGUGUUAUUGAACACUUUCAAGUGUGACUGUAAUUCUUAAUUUUUUGUUGUGAACGACUCAUAAAACUAAAUGGCCUAAUCAUUGAUGUUAGAACAAGAACUAUUAAAAGAGUAAAUAGAAACAUAAAUUGCAAC